Gilbertella persicaria is the source of this 1067-nucleotide messenger RNA. RefSeq names its product nucleophile aminohydrolase. The transcript is spliced from 5 exons. Gene Ontology annotation, biological process: ubiquitin-dependent protein catabolic process. Bases 73 to 813 code for a protein of 246 amino acids. The record is from RefSeq and is a predicted model, not a curated record. NCBI's taxonomy places the organism in Eukaryota, Fungi, Mucoromycota, Mucoromycetes, Mucorales, Choanephoraceae. Gene Ontology annotation, cellular component: cytosol; proteasome core complex, alpha-subunit complex; proteasome core complex.
UAACAUAAGUAACGCGCGUCUCUAAAGGUCAAGUUCAAUACGUCUUUUUUUUUUCUUUAUUUCUUUAAAACAAUGAGCCGUGGAUCUGGUGCAGGUUACGAUCGUCAUAUUACUAUCUUCUCUCCUGAAGGUCGAUUAUACCAAGUUGAAUAUGCUUUCAAGGCAAUUUCCAACAGUGGUAUUACUUCUAUUGGUGUUCGUGGACGUGAUGGUUGUGUGAUUGUCACUCAAAGAAAAGUACCUGACAAGUUGUUGGAUCCUUCUACUAUCACACACGUCUUUAAGCUAACACCCAAAAUUGGUUGUGUCAUGACAGGCAUGAUUGCCGAUGCUCGUUCUCAAGUGACAAGAGCACGUCAAGAAGCUGCUGAAUUCCGUUACAAAUAUGGUUAUGAAAUCCCUACUGAUAUGCUUGCUAAGCGUGUUGCCAACAUCAAUCAAGUCUACACACAACAAGCAGCCAUGAGACCUUAUGGUGUCUCUAUGAUUUUGAUUGGUUAUGAUGAUGAAUUAGGACCUCAAUUAUACAAGUGUGAUCCUGCUGGCUACUAUGUGGGUUACAAAGCAACUUCAGCUGGUGCUAAACAACAAGAAUCAUUGAACCAUUUGGAAAAGAAAUUGAAAAAGAAUCCUGAAUUGAACAUGGAAGAUACCAUUGAACUGGCCAUCACGACAUUAUCCACAGUAUUGGCUGUCGACUUUAAAGCAACUGAGAUUGAAGUUGGUAUUGUUCAUAAAGACGACACUGAUUUCCGUACAUUAUCAACUGAAGAGAUUGAGGAUCACUUACAAAGAAUUGUUGAAAAGGAUUAAACAUUCGUGUUUGAAAUAAAAUAGGAUGUAUACAAAGCUCAUUUCGUUUUUUAUUCAAUGGACAAGUGAUGGAUAAACAGCUGUGUUUUUUUGUACUAUUGAUCUAUUCUUUUGAGAUUGAUAUUUACUCAAAUACAGUGAUUUACGUUUAAAAUUCAAGAUAGUAUGAUAUAGUCAAACAAGAAUGGGCUAUUCACUAUUAACAUUAACCAUAAAACCUUUAUUUAGUGCUGCCUGGGACAGUUCGUUACUAC